Rhagoletis zephyria (snowberry fruit fly) is the source of this 1487-nucleotide messenger RNA. It is a transcript of the gene Cox10, whose product is annotated as Cytochrome c oxidase assembly factor 10. Gene Ontology annotation, biological process: heme A biosynthetic process. NCBI's taxonomy places the organism in Eukaryota, Metazoa, Arthropoda, Insecta, Diptera, Tephritidae. Gene Ontology annotation, cellular component: mitochondrion; membrane. The record is from RefSeq and is a predicted model, not a curated record. Gene Ontology annotation, molecular function: protoheme IX farnesyltransferase activity.
UCCGUUUAUCGAAUCUUUAAUUAUUGUAUCAUGAAUUGUCCCGAUGCAUCGAUUUUUUUUCUACAGGCCUAAUUUAAAUGUGUUAUUAUUUAAUACUUAAACACUUUAUGUGGAUAAGAUGGAAUUUUGAUUUUCAGUCGAUCGAAGAUAGAUGUUAGAAUGUUUAUUUCCUGGAGAUCAUAUAAAAGCAGUUUUAUAGAAGUUCACAAAUUUACUAGGUUAAUACGUAUGUGCCAUGUAGAAGGUUGCAGUAAUUCUGGAAAGAAAUGUUCGGAUGUUGUUAUGGUACCAGUGACUAGAAUUCCGCUAAUAAGCCAAAAAUGUAAUGGAAGUUCGUUGAAUAGUGUGCCGCAAGAUGGGGAUACCGAUGUGGUCGAAGGUAUUUGGCGACCCAGUCCAUAUACUGCUUUGGGCAAUGUAAUAAGUCAUUAUAAACAAUUAUCGAAAUUCCGGCUAACGUCUUUAGUAGUUAUUACUGCGAUGAGCGGAUACGCGAUGGCACCCACGCCGUUUGACAUAUAUACCUUUUCUGCGUGUUCCUUGGGUACUGGAUUAGUUUCCGCAGCUGCUAAUGCUAUAAACCAAUAUCACGAAGUACCUUUUGAUUCACAGAUGUCAAGGACAAAAAAUCGCGUCUUAGUUACAGGGCAGCUAGCACCGUUGCAUUGUAUUGGAUUUGCCUUACUCUCAGCAACGACAGGACUCAGUUUGCUUUAUUUUGGUGUGAAUGGUUUGACAGCGGCAUUAGGGUUCACUAACCUCAUAUUGUAUACUGCGGUGUAUACACCUCUGAAAAGGGUGAGCAUACUGAAUACAUGGAUCGGAUCUCUGGUAGGAGCUAUACCUCCUUUGAUGGGAUGGGCUGGCAGCGCUGGCAAUCUUGACGCUGCAUCAUUUUUUCUGGCCGGAGUACUUUUUGCUUGGCAAUUUCCUCAUUUUAAUGCUUUAUCAUGGAAUCUUCGACCUGAUUACUCUCGCGCUGGUUAUCGAAUGAUGGCAGUGACUAAUCCUGCUUUGUGUCGACGAACAUCAUUGAAAUACACGGCUGCUAUUGCUAUACUCUCAGCUUUAGCUCCAUUUUUCAAUAUUACGUCAUAUUGGUUUCUUUUGGAAUCUGUUCCUUUGAAUGCGUACUUCUGUUAUUUGGCAUUUAAAUUUUAUCAACGAACGGAUAGUAAUACCUCUCGGACGUUAUUUCGUUUUUCACUCAUUCAUUUGCCCUGUUUGAUGCUAUUAUUCUUAUUGAACAAACAAAGUGGGAUAGCUACAGAAAAGAAAUCGUUUAUUGUUGGAAAAUGGUCAAGAGAACUUCCUAGUACCACUCCAUAAUGAGGACAACCUGCGAACCACAAUUAAAUAAAAAAGAGAAAAAUUAGCUACAUGGGAGGUUCCAUGGGAAAGUGAACCUCAGCGCAAAAAUUAUUUUCUUUAUAAAACUAACAAACGUGUGGACAUGUAAGCCAUUUGUAAAAAUCUUGAAUCAAUCA